AUGGUGGCCCAGCGUGUUGGUGACUCUCGCUGGCCAAAGAAGAGAUUUCGCCACGAUCUCAUCGAGAUCUUCGGUGGGACAUCGAUGAUCUCCAUCCAGGCCGUUCAGGCCUGGGGACUCCGAGUUCUACAGCCGGUCGACAUCCGGUACGGCAUCAACCUAGCAGCUCGUCGUUGGCUCCUUCGUCAACUCGACCGUUGGAACCCUCGGUUGGCCGUGGUCGAAUUUCCAUGCACGGUUUGGUCCAUACUCCAAUCCAACUGCAACUAUAAGGAUGAACCUGAGGUCCUUGACCAGCUCCGCGAGGAGGACAGACCCUUCAUCCAGUUGACCAAGUCCGUGUUUGACAGCCAACAACGUCGAGGUGGUCAUUGCUUGGCCGAGAACCCUGCCUCAGCAGCCAGCUGGCGCGAACCUGAACUUCAAGGGCUCCGUAGCCAUCUUUGGGAGACCACCAGCUGUAUGUGUCAAUUCGGCAUGGUUGGCCGCAAUGGAUGGCCAAUGCUCAAGCGAGUACGAUGGUUGGCUACACAUCCCAUCUUCAUCGAGUACCUCAACCGACAAUGUGACGGUCGACAUCAACAUGAAGCUGUGGCUGGUAGCAACACCUCUCUCUCAGCACAGUAUCCACCUGACCUGGCAGACACCAUCAUCCGCGCCUACCUGGACGUGGUCAAGGCCGAAGACUUUGGUGUCCACCAUGAAUGGGACGUGCUGGAGACCCGCCACGUGCACUACGUCGACGUGGUGAAGGAUGAGAAGGAAUGGAGGCCGCUCUUAGCACAGGCCGAGAAGAUCUUAGCCCGUAGGGUCCAGGCCAACUGCUUCUUGGACAUGACCUCCGAUCUCUACCAGAAGAUCAUUCCUUUGGUGCCCUGGCAGAUCGCGAACAUUCAGAUCUCGCACCUGCCGAAGGCCAAACGGGUACGACCCGGGCUGGAACAAUGUCAUCGCUGCUCAGUCCUUUGGCAGUCCGAUGACAUGGUGUUGAUUGAAACGGAGCAUCUUCCUUCAGCUCAAGCACCGAGAGAACGAUUCGUGUCGCCAGUGAAGAUUGGCAUUUUUGUCUUGGGCUACGCUCCGGGAGAACCACAACAGCCAGCUCCAGCUAAACGUGGACCAGCAGUUCAAGAACUACCUGAUGGAGAAGUGGUUCAUGAUGCUCUGGAAGAGCCUGCCUUGUUCGGCAGGACUAUGCAUCUGGAGAGUGUUGGUUCAUUGGUCCGCCUCUACGACAUGAACAACGUCGCUUGGCACCAGCUUUGGUUCGAAUGCAUCGCAACUUGGGCCACCAGAAAUGAAGACUUCGUCAGAGCCCUGGCCCAACACGGCAAGAUCGAUCCUGAAGCGGUGAGCCUUGCAAGGCGGCUACGAUGUGCUUCCUGUGAACGAGCACGUCGACCUCUACCUCCGAGACCGACCUCAUUGAAGACCACUGGAGCCUUCAACGAUAAGGUGUGCUUGGACUUCGUCUUCUUGCACGACAGCAACGGCGACAAGCACAACUACUUGCACAUCCUCGACCCAGCAGGCGCCUACAAUGUCUUUGUUUGGAUUCCUUCAAGGCAACCAGGCAUCGUUUUGGACACCUUCACGAUGGCAUGGGCAAGCUGGGCAGGCUUUCCGAAGGCGGUCUGGACAGACCGCGAUGGUGGCUUCGAGGCUGAGUUCGCGGAGGGCCUGAAGCAAGCAGGCACUGAACAAGAUGCCAUUGCAGCUGAAGCUCACUGGCAAGCAGGUGAAGUGGAAAGCUACAACCGGGCUUUCAAGUACGCCGCGAACAAGCUGAUCGAUGAGAAGCAGUUCGUUGGCGAAGAGCAGAUGAAGAUGCUGGGUGCAAUGGUUUCAUCAGCCAUGAACGACCGCAUCAGGACUUGUGGCGCCUCACCCAACCAGUGGCUUUUUGGGCGCAACCCACGUGCACCUGAUGACCUCCUCAGCCCCGACGGCAAGAUCGAGGCCCUCAGAGGACUUGAUGCUGAUGAACAACUGCGGCUCCGCAACUACGUCAGAGCUCAAGCUGACAUCGCUCUGGCGCAGUACCGAACUGAUGAAGCACUUCGCAAAGCAGUGCUACGCCAAGGGCGUCCGACUCGUUUGACCUACGAGCCGGGAGAGCUUGUGGCCUUUUGGAGGCAAGUGAAGAAGAAGAAGGGCAAGAUCCUACAGCCAGGAUGGUUCAAAGGGACUAUCGUUGGUCCUCACAAGGGCGAGGAUCGCCCAGGCCAGUCCAACUACUGGGUCACCUCCGGAGGCAACAACUUCGCCCCACCUACGGCACUGAGAGGUGGCGCAUUCAAGAUGCUGACCUACAAGGUCUUUUUGGAUGAGUUCCCGGAGGAGUACUAUGAUGCAGUAGGUGAACCUCCUCCUGAAGAACAAGUCAUGGCCGACGCUGAAGGCGAGGUCGUGGUCCCCAUGUUUGGCAUUGAGGAGUACACGCCUUCCGAACCACCUGAAGAAGUUCAACCAGCGCAGGAUGCUAAUGGAUCUGCCGUUGGCGCUGAUACCACACAGCCCUCACCGAAGAUGCGAGAAGACAGAGCUCCAGGCACUCCGGUGCAUGGCUUGAUGCGCCCAACACCGGGCCUACCUUCUGACCUACCUGCGCUACCUCCGGAACUUCCUGGAGAACUUGACGAACCACAAGAUCUUCCCCUUCCGGAACCGGUCUCCAAGAAAGCAAGACUCGAGGCCGAUGAUGAGCUACCUGACCACCUUGUACCUGAACAAGAACGACUGCCCAUGAACGACACCGAGCUCUACACCGAGCCCAGAGGUGCUAUGUGGGGCAUCCGAGUUCAAGUCCAAGGACAACCAAGAAGGUCAGCAGCCACCAGAAAAGACCAGAAGGCCCUCGAGAAGGAGAUUCCGUGGCACAUGAUCCCUGAGGAUCAGCGACCUGGCUACCUGGCCGCAUUGCGCAAGGAGUGGGAUGUCUGGCUCAAGUACCAGGUCGUAGAGCACUUCAACCCUGAGCGGAUACUUUCCGCACGUGUCUGCUACCGCAACAAGAAUGCUGCGUACCCAUGGCUGCCCAUCAAAGAGAAGGCCAGAAUCGUGCGCAGAGGAGAUCAAGACCCUGACCUCCUAUCGCUUCGGCGAGAUGCACCAACUAUGACACGCACCUCACUCAUGUGCAUCCUUCAGAUUGGUGCCUCAAUGCCGAGAUGGUUUCUCUUCAAUGCGGACAUCACCGGCGCUUUUUUGCAGGGUGAUCAGUCCAUGGCAUCCCGGAAGGAACCUUUGUUUCUGAAGCAGCCCCGUGAAGGACUACCUGGACUCGCUCCCGGGCAACUCCUACUGGUGGUCCGAGGCAUCUUUGGGUUGGCGAACAGCCCGAGACUGUUUUGGAGGCAUCUGAGGGACAGCCUGAUCCGUAUGGGCUUCAUUCAGAGCACCUUGGACCGCGCAGUCUUCAUGUACUACAAGCACGGCAAACUGGUUUUGGUUUUGGGUGCUCACGUGGACGACCUCAUCGGCACAGGAGCACCUGGCAAGGAAGGUGCAGACAGCAUACUCCAUCAGCUCCGAGAGAUCUUUGACUUCGGGGCAUGGGCAGAUUCUCGCCAGGAGAAGGUGCUUGAAUACGGUGGCAAACAGAUCACCGUGGAGAACGAUGGCAUCAAGCUGAAUCAGCAGAAGUUUGUCCAAGCAGCAACGACUACCUCCAUCCCGAAGUGGCGAUUGGCAACACCCAACGCCGAGCUCUUUCCACAAGAGAUGACUGAACUCAGGUCCCUCGGUGGUUGCUUGCAUUGGCUCACAGGGCAAUCACGCCCCGAUCUCGCUGCAGGUACUUCGCUGUUCAUGAGCGGGAAGCCCACCAUCAGCAACUUGUCAGCGCUCAACAAGCUGGUGCGAGAGGCCAAGGCCUCGGAAGACUGGGGGCUCCGCUUCAAAGCCAUCGACCUGGAGGCCGGAAAGAUGGUCGUGUUCGCGGAUAGCAGCUGGGCAAUCGCUGCUGAACUGAAGCCCCAAGCGGGCUACAUGGUCUUUGUCACCGGCCAGAACGUCGACACCUUGACGGGCGACACCGCUUGUUUGCUGGAUUGGCGCAGCCACCGAAUCAAGCGGCAGUGCAGGAGCACCUUGGCCUCGGAGACCAUGGCGAUGGAUGCUGGCGUUGACUCGGCAAUCUAUUGCCGGGAGCUCAUGGGUGAGAUCCUCAUCCAGGACUACCACGCCACUCAGAGCGGACGACUCCCGCCGAGCUUCCUCCCGGUGCUGGUGACCGCGGACUGCAGGUCCUUGUACGACCUCCUGACCAAAGAUGGUCCACUAGCCUCCACUCAGGAGAAGAGGCUUGCCAUUGAUUUGGUUGGCCUGAAGGAAACGGCCGCUGAGAUAGACCCUGAGCAAGAGCAGCUGAAGCAGAUCUUCAAAUGGGUUGCCACUGAUCGGCAACUUGCCGACCACCUCACGAAGUUGAAGCCGGCCGGGCUCCUUCGAAGCUUGCUGGACAGCAACCACGUAGCUCUCCAAGCUGCGGUGGAUGGCCGUGGAUCAGAUCCGCAGGUGAAUGGGCCGCCCAAGCGCUCCGCCAAGAAGCGCAACAAGGGCAAGGCGUCCUUCCGUCGGGGCGCGCAGAAGGCCAACAAGACCCAGAAGGCCAAGAAGGGAGAGGGUGCUGACCGGGCCGCUGCAUCUUCAGAGGAUCGUGAUGGCCUACCGACACCAGCGAAGGCAGGUACACACAGCUAUACUGUGGACGCCAGGGUUCAGGAUCCUAAAGGGAAUCUUUGUGAUAUCACCGUGGAUGUGCUUCUGAGAGCGAAGGCCUACUACAUCAAAAAGGCUACGCCGGUUGGUCGGCUUGGCCAAAUCAGUUGGAAGAAAUUUGGUGGCCCACAUCCGGCAUGGUGCAUAGCGCUGGAGCAAGCUGCUUGCGGCAAUGCUGGCAAGAGCUGA
Durusdinium trenchii is the source of this 4911-nucleotide messenger RNA. Lineage: Eukaryota; Dinophyceae; Suessiales; Symbiodiniaceae. The record is from the annotation of a GenBank genome assembly.